Molecule: messenger RNA, 2175 nt
Organism: Aspergillus terreus NIH2624
Lineage: Eukaryota; Fungi; Ascomycota; Eurotiomycetes; Eurotiales; Aspergillaceae
Product: HET domain-containing protein
Exons: 3
Coding region: 1-2175 (724 amino acids)
Source: RefSeq, a predicted model, not a curated record
AUGCUCUGCGAGUUCAUCGCGGAGGCCGCAGCGGAAGUCCGGACCAGCGUCCGAGUCAAACACGGCGGCGGCAGUCGCGGGGGCCAUAUUGUCUUCGACCCCACAGGGACGCUGGCCGACGGGAGAGCGGUGAUGCGACACUUCCAGUACGGCGACUUGCCGGGCGACACCGUGGGCGGAUCGUCGGCCCCGUCCGAGCCCAGGCCCGGUCGUCCGGCAUAUCGGUUCAGUGACGACGACGCGGUACGCCCGUGGCUAUUUGGGAAUUGGUGGGCAUCGAACGACGGCGUUGGGCCCCUGCAGCUGGUUGGGUUGGGGGUCCGGCUGUCACGAACGCCUUUGAUGGAGGAUGCAGAGGGCAACGGGAAGGAGGUCUACUAUCCGGAUACUGGGGAUACCCGCGUCGAUCUACAUUUCCACGGGACAUUCUUGCGCAUUCUUGCGGAUGAUGUUGAUGCAUGGAUGGAGACUCAUGCUGUCUCGCGGAUACAAGAUUCACCUCUCGCGAACGUCAUUCCGGGCAGACUCCGAGCGACGGAUUUCGCGUCCAACCUCAGCAUGCGUCGCCUGGAAGACAGGCUCCGGCUCUGCAACCGGACGCACGGGGCGACCUGUGCAGCCUGGAGACUGCUGAAUGCCGAGUUGCCCACGCGAGUCCUUGACGUUGGGGUAGAUUCGACCGCCGCGCGGAUCAGACUGGUUGAGCCUGUCAACAUGCGAUCGGCGUAUAUAACUCUCAGUCAUCGAUGGGGAGACCGGACAGACAUUGUCAUGACAACAACGUCGACCAUCCAGGAAUUCCGGAAUGGGAUCGACAUGAACAUGCUGCCCAAGGUCUUUGCGGAUGCCGUGUUCACCUGCCGACAGCUCCGCGUCCGCUACCUGUGGAUUGAUACACUGUGCAUCCUUCAGGAUGACGAGUCGGACUGGGAACGGGAGUCUGCGCGGAUGGCGGACAUCUACGCCAACUCUUACCUGACAAUUGCCGCGUCCAGCUCGCCACAUACAUGCUUCCCGGAUUUCGAAACCCGGUCCGAGGAGCUACACCUCCCGCCGGGUGCUAUAUCAGUAGGGCUGCCCUCGAUUGCGGACGCCGUGCCCAUGCUGGACACCAGGGACAACCCGUCGGGCCCUAGAUGGUUGAGCCGCAAGCGAUUUGUUGCGUUCAGGAUGCAGCGGGAUCAUGACGCCGCCAGCUGGCUCUACAUCCACGUCGGCUGGACGCCAUCGUCCACCCGGACAGACCCCAAGCCCUACUUCAUCGGCGGCUUCGGCCGGCGAUUUGACCCCCUUGCCCAUGAGCAGCUCAACUCGCGAGGGUGGACCCUCCAGGAACGGCUGCUAUCCUCACGGACGGUCCAUUACGCCACCGACCAAAUGUACUGGGAAUGCGAAAAGACGUUUGUCGCCGAGGACGGCUCUUCCUUUGACCCGUCCAUUUUCAGCCUCAAUUCCCUGAUCGACCGCCAAUGCCUCCCAGCCUCGGAGCAUGGCUUCCGCCACUGGGGCCACACCUCGUAUAUCGAGGGCUUCAGCCCGCAGAUGGAGAACCCAGACGGCCGGUGGCGCGGCGGAUGGCUGGAGCACGUUCAGCGAUACAGCGAGCGCGAUCUCACGGUAUCCCACGACAAACUGCCGGCACUAUCAGGCCUGGCGGCCAUCAUUGCCGCUCGCACCGGCGACGAGUAUCUGGCCGGCGUGUGGAGGGACCAUGUGAUGGAGGAUCUGCACUGGAGGGUGUACCGCAGAGACGAGCGUCGCACCGGCUUCCAGGCGAUCCACAGCGAAGGAAUCUCAUUCGCAGUGGCCCAUGGCCGCUUGUCGUACUCCUACGGCGACAAGCUGUGGGAUGUGGCAGUCCCUCCUGCAUCGCGCGGCCCAUCCUGGUCCUGGGCGUCGCUCGACGGCCGGAUCAGGUUCGUGCCGUUGGACUUUACGCGCCUCCGAGCGUCGUUCGUUUCCUGUCAUAUCAAGAACUCCCGUCUGAACCGGUUCGGAACUGUCAAGAAGGGGUGGAUGCGGCUGUUCGUAAGUACCCGUCUCUGCUGGCGGACCCUUGCUGGAGAUGCACCGCAGCAAGCGCACGACGUGGGAUGCAAAGGACCCCCUCGGUCUCGGCGUGCUUUCAGAAGUCCAUCUAGACUCUGGUGUUUCUCUCGGCGAGGCGUUCUUUGA